AAUCAUAACGAUAUGUGCAAUUUUGCCUACCAAAUAGUUCUUCUUCCUUCGUCGCGUAGGAAGGAGGCAGACCCCAACCCAAAUUGAUGGACUCCGUCGUCCCAGUCAACGGAGAGGAACGAGCUCCCCUCCUCCCUUCUCCAUCUCCUCCCUCCGCAGCCGUCGCUGAAGAUGAUCAGAUCCGACCAUGGCCGUCCGAUCACGACCCCUUCCUGCCUCUCCCCGGCGGUGCGGCUCCGCCGGAGCCCCCCGCCGCCCCUUCCGAUCCCAAGCAGCGGCUCGCCUCGCUCGACGUCUUCCGCGGCCUCACCGUCGCGCUGAUGAUUCUUGUGGAUGACGCCGGCGGGGCGUUCCCGUCGAUCAAUCACGCGCCUUGGUUCGGCGCCACGCUCGCGGACUUCGUCAUGCCCUUCUUCCUCUUCAGCGUCGGCGUAUCAGUGGCUUUGGUCUUUAAGAAAACUCCAAACAAGAUGUCUGCUACAAAGAAGGUUAUAUUGAGGACGAUUAAUCUCUUCCUCUUGGGGUUGGUACUGCAAGGUGGAUACUUUCAUGGCCGUAAUCAUUUGACGUAUGGAGUUGACAUAGAUCGAAUACGGUGGUUAGGUAUAUUACAGAGGAUAUCAAUUGGAUAUUUUUUAGCAGCAUUGUCUGAGGUCUGGCUCGUUAGCAGUAUACUGGUGGAUUCUCCUAUGUCUUAUGUGAAGAAAUACUACAUGGAAUGGAUAAUUGCCAUCCUAAUAUCUGCAACGUACGUUUGCUUGCUUCUGGUUCUCUAUGUUCCAAACUGGCAAUUCGAAGCUCCAGGCAGCAAUUCCACCCUAUCAAGUUCCUAUUAUGGAACCAAAAUAGAAACAGUGCAAUGCGGAGUAAGGGGUAGUCUCAGCCCUCCUUGCAAUGCUGUUGGCUCAAUAGAUCGGCUUCUUCUUGGUCAACAACACCUUUAUCAUAAUCCAGUAUAUAAAAGGACAAAGGAGUGUAGUGCUAAUUCUCCAGAUUAUGGGCCACUACCACCAAACUCACCCGCAUGGUGCCUUGCCCCAUUUGAUCCUGAGGGUCUGUUAAGUUCAUUGAUGGCUGCUGUAACAUGCUUUGCUGGAUUGCAUUUUGGGCACCUAAUUGUGCAUUUUAAGAGUCAUGCUCAAAGAAUUCUGCUGUGGUCCAUCACCUCAUUGAUACUUGUGCUCUGUGCAUUUGUUGUGCAACUAUCAGGUAUGCCUUUUAGCAAGCCAUUGUACACAUUGAGCUACAUGUUUCUUACCGCAGGAGCUUCGGGCUUUCUAUUUAUUCUAAUAUAUUACAUUGUCGAUGUAAAUCAGUUAAAAAUGACUUUUAUUUUGUUCCAGUGGAUGGGAAUGAAUGCACUAAUUGUUUAUAUUUUAGCUGCUUCUGAGCUAUUCCCAGCAUUUAUUCAAGGAUUUUAUUGGCGUUCACCACAAAACAACCUGGUGAAUGCCACAGAGUCAAUACUCCAGACCAUCUUCCACUCCAAGAGAUGGGGCACUUUGGCAUUUGUUCUACUGGAGAUCUUGUUUUGGUGCCUUGCUGCUGGCUUCCUGCACAUGAAAGGUAUAUACAUCAAGCUGUAAGCUUUGCCUCUGUAAGUUGUAGUCCAUCUGCAAAUAAUACUUUUUCCAUUCAAGCAACACCAUACAUUGUGAAAGACACAUCUUUCAGUUCUUUUGUUGUAUGAUAUCUCAAGUCUUUUGUUCCACAUAUAUUAUGUAAUGAUCCUUUAGCUCUAA
Messenger RNA from Musa acuminata subsp. malaccensis (wild Malaysian banana), 1742 nucleotides. RefSeq lists its product as uncharacterized. NCBI's taxonomy places the organism in Eukaryota, Viridiplantae, Streptophyta, Magnoliopsida, Zingiberales, Musaceae. The record is from RefSeq and is a predicted model, not a curated record.